Molecule: messenger RNA, 429 nt
Organism: Uncinocarpus reesii 1704
Lineage: Eukaryota; Fungi; Ascomycota; Eurotiomycetes; Onygenales; Onygenaceae
Exons: 3
Coding region: 1-429 (142 amino acids)
Source: RefSeq, a predicted model, not a curated record
AUGUGUUGGCCUGCGUCGUGUUCUGUCUUGCUGGGUACCCAUCUGUCAAAACAGCGGCAGGAGUGGGCCGGCGAGGGGUCGGGUGGCCCUGAUUGGGCGCAGGGGGUGUCGGUGGGGCAGGGGACCGCCGGCGUGAUUCGCGGGCUCCGAGCCAGCAUUACCGCUAAACCUGUUUCGCGGGCCAGCCCUCCUUCUAGCGGCCGCGUCGGUGCUCCCCGCCUAGGCCCGGCCGGGAAUGGUGCCAGGUGGGAGGAGGUUUUUGGAGUGGCGUGGCCGGUUCCAAAGGGGCAUAGCGCGACUGUGGGGGAUCUGAGGCCGUACGGGCAGGCAUACAUUCUCGAUUCUUCUCCCCCAGUCCGAUCUGUCCGCCCUGCAGCAGUCGAUGAUUCGCACAUUUCUCACACGUCGUCUUGCAUCAUUCUGGCGUGA